Messenger RNA from Ctenocephalides felis (cat flea), 2609 nucleotides. RefSeq lists its product as uncharacterized. The record is from RefSeq and is a predicted model, not a curated record. The coding region runs from base 99 to 2609 and encodes 836 amino acids. The transcript has 14 exons. NCBI's taxonomy places the organism in Eukaryota, Metazoa, Arthropoda, Insecta, Siphonaptera, Pulicidae.
UGUUUUAAUCGUUUCGUGUGUCCGUAUUUUAUUAUAGUUAAUGUGCAUUUACAGUCUUAUUUAUUUAUAUUUUAAUAUUUCCAAGUAAAAUUAAAAUUAUGGACGAUUUUUCAAGCGCUACAACUCAUUCCUUGCUUAUGAGCAGUAAACUGAAUGGAUCAACUGAAAAUUUCAAAACGAUGAAAGCUUUUAAUUUUGCUGUCAAGGAAUACUUGCGAAAUAAGUCUGAAUUGAGGUCCAUUGAAAUUAAUAAAUAUCUAGCGCAUAUUGUAUCAGAUAUAGAAAUAAGCAUUUUUGAUCCUCAUAAUGCAGUAACAUCAGAGUUUUAUGUAAAUUUAUAUGAAUUGAUGAAUAGUUUUGAUUCGUCAACCGGAGGACUGGUUUGGUGCACCAUUAGUGUUUUAGAACGUGCUUGUAAUAAUUCUGAUGCUCGACUGGCAUUAAUUCAUACAUACAGAUUUGUACCUGUCUUAUCAAAGCUACUUUUGGGCGUUGUUCUUGAAGAUAAAAAAGUUCGCAUUUUGUCAUUGAUGCAAGAAUUGACGUAUGGCAUAAAAAUUACUUGGCAAGAACCACAUUUAGCUGUAUUAAUGAAUCAGUUACUAGAAUGGGUCAGAAGUAAAAAUGAACAAUUAGCCAGUUUGUCAUUAUCUGUAUUGGUUAAUAUUUGUUACAAAAACUUACCAUCAACAUACAUCUUGACAAGACUUGUUGAUACGAAAGUCUUUAUCGAUUCAUUAGUAAAAUUACAAUCGAGCAGUAAUGCAAUGCGGGUUCAGCUUUGGAAAAUGGUUAUAAUUUUAGAAGGCAUGACUGGAGAUACAUCAAAAACAGAUCUUUUUGGAUUCAUUGAAGUUGCUUUCGAAAGUGUAGAGGAAUUUUUAAGAGGUCAGCAUAGAAGCAUGCUUCAACAUCUAGUAGAUUUUUUUGUUGAUAUGGUAAAAUAUUCAAGCACACACAAAAUUUUUACAGAAUAUCCUAGCUUUGCCCAUGACGUUAAUAAAAUUCUUAUUGUUGCAGAAAAUGCCACUCAUUCAAUGGACACAAAUGGAGAGGGUGAUUUUAAUACAUCAGUUGAUCCUAAAUGUAUUGCUCUUCUGUUUGAGUUUCUUUAUAAUUUACUGGUACUGGAAUUGCCUGCUUUAUCUUCUUUUCAUCCUAGGCUUGUCGAUUUAGCAAUAAGGUGGGUUGAUCGAAAACCGGCUAGUUCACAGGCAUUACAUUUAUUGAGAACAAUAGCACAGCAAUGCACAGAAACUGAGGAUGUAGUAUCACCUGUGAUAUUGCAACAACUUUCACAGGGAUUUACUUGUCUUGUUUUGUCAAUGCAAGGCCAAAACUUACUAACAGAUACUCCAGACCAUAUAACAUCUAUGCUACAACUAUUAUUAGCCAUGGCCAAAAGACAAACAUUGGUUGUAAAAGUUCUGGACUAUGUAAAAGAGGCUUGGAUUGAUUCAAUCUUUUCUACUAUUAUGGAUGAUGACGAAGAAAAUCCAAAUUUGAACUCAAGUUCUCCUGAAUAUACAAGCAUGUAUAUUCAUUGUUUAACUCUGGUUGCACAACUGGCGCUUUUGAAUCAUAAACAAUGGGCUUUAUAUCUGAUACAAUUGCUGCGAAAACCUCCUAUACAAUCUGUAAUAGCACGUGCUUUAUAUACAGGUUCAUCUUCAUUACGUGAACAAGUUAUGAAGUUGAUACAGUACCGAGAAUUUGAAUUUCCAGUGUCCGAUGUUGCUAAGAUUAUGUGUGACUUAGGACCUAUAGUUACAGCAAAUAAUUCAAAUAACGCAUGUCAAAACUUAUCUGAUGUUAGUAUACCUGUAUUAAGUGUUGUACAACAAGGGCGACUCGAUAAGCUUCUUGGAAAAUUUGAAGAAGCUGCUACUCAUAAUCAGUUGUCAAAUGUUGUAACUUCUGAAGUAAUGGAACUUUAUGAGUAUAAGUUAGCUGCAAUGUCACAUGCCGAGAGAAGCGCCCAAAACAGUUUGGAAUCAGCUAGUCAUCAAAUAACGAGCAUGAAUCACAGAAUUGCCUUAAUGUCUAAGGAACUUGAACGCUUGCAUGGAAUGCUGUACACUAUUCAACGAAGUCAUGAGAAAUUGGUGAAUGAGAAAAAAGUAUCUACCAAAAAACUAUGUGAUAUGGAAAAACUUUUAAAUAAUAGUAACAAUCAAUUGAAACUUGAGAAAGAGAAAUUGUCAAAAAUUGAAAAGGAUCUUAAAGGACAAUUAGAGCGUACAGAAAUGAAGUUACAAUCUUGUGCGACAGAACUAGAAAAUUUGAAGUUACUAAACAAACAAAUUAUUGAAGAAAAAUUAAAAUUGGAAAAUGAUAACAAGGAGAUGUGUUCCAUGCUUGAAACGUAUGAAAGAAAAUAUAAAGAUUGUAGAAAUAAGCUUGAAACCAGUGAAAAUGCGCUUGUUCAUAGUCAAAAACAAGUGAAUGAAAUGUCUAAAGAAAUACAAGAAUUGCAGCAGAGCAGGAAUGAUUUAGAACAACAAUUAAUUGAAAAGGAAAAGCAUAUUAUGAACAUAAGUGAUGAGCUAAGAGAGCUACAACAGAUGAGGGAUUUAAUUGCUACAAUAUCCACUAAAAGAAAGCUGUAA